This is a messenger RNA of Brassica napus (rape), 671 nucleotides long. Its product is annotated as 16 kDa phloem protein 2. The record is from RefSeq and is a predicted model, not a curated record. The transcript has 5 exons. Lineage: Eukaryota; Viridiplantae; Streptophyta; Magnoliopsida; Brassicales; Brassicaceae. Bases 92 to 535 code for a protein of 147 amino acids.
UCAACACCUCUCUAUUGGGAUCUGAAUCUUUACUUUCUCUGAGAUUCUUUUGUAAGAAAAAAGAUCAUAAGACAGAAGAAGAAGAAGAAAAAUGCCGCAUGGAACGCUUGAAGUUGUUCUUGUCAGUGCCAAAGGUCUUGAGGAUUCUGAUUUUCUGAAUAGCAUGGAUCCUUAUGUGCUCCUCACUUGCCGGACUCAAGAUCAGAAGAGCAAUGUUGCCUCAGGACAAGGCACAACUCCGGAAUGGAAUGAGACAUUUAUAUUCAAUGUCUCUGAAGGAACUACAGAGUUAAAAGCCAAAAUAUUUGACACAGAUGUUGGCACAGAGGAUGAUCCCCUUGGUGAAGCAACUAUUCCAUUGGAGGCGGUUUUCCUGGAAGGAGAUAUCCCACCAGCUGCAUACAAUGUCGUGAAGGAUGAGGAGUUCAAAGGCGAGAUCUGGAUCGCACUAUCCUUCAAACCUUCGGAAAACCGAAGCAGGGGUUUCGAAGAGGAGUCUUAUGGAGGCUGGAAAAACUCUGAAGCUUCUUACUAAAGAGGAAGAACAGUAAAUGUGUGUUGCUCUUUAAUUUAUUGAGUCUUGGGAAUAAAAUGUUGAGCUUCCCCUCUUGGAAAGGAUUUUGUUAAGACCGUUUCUUCUUAUUAAUAUUAUUGUUCUGUUCGGUUUGAAA